UCCCGAGUGCGCAUCUAAACAUGAUCUAAACAGAACGUAUGAUCUUCGUUAUUAUUAUAACGUAAUAAAAAAACUACCGAAAUGUCAAGAGACCAGUAUCAUGCAUAUUCGGUCCGAUGUGAUACAGUUUAGACGAAAAAUUAUAUUUCACUGAACGGUAUCAUCAUCGCAUCGUCCGCGAAAGAAUGGAACUUGCGCGAAAUCUUCUCACUUGCAAUUUGAAACGCUACAUACUGAAAGCACCGAAAAAAUUUUGUUUGCAGCAUGUGCGGAACAUCAGAUUGGCAGAAGUGGGAAAAUUAGAAACUCCUAAAUUACAAGGGAAAUAUGAGACUGGCCAAUUGAUUUUGCACAGAGUGUUUGGUUAUCGUGGCGUAAUAUUAUUUCCAUGGACAGCAAGGGUUUACGACAGAGAUAUUCCCAACAAAAAAGAGGAAACCUCCGGUGAUCAUUAUAAUAGCGUGGGAAAAGAAGUGAAGGGUAGAACGCAUACAUUUUAUCAAGUGUUGAUCGACCAGAGGGAUUACCCUUACAUACGUGCUCAAACGGAAGCAGUGACGUUCCUAAGUAAUCACGAGAGCAGUCGUAGCUUGUAUACGGUACCAGGACUAGAUUACGUCGCUCACGAAGAUGUUUUACCUUACACGACGAAUGAGAAGACCGCGCUUCAACACGAAUUGUUCGAUAAAUUCUUAGCGUACAAUCCGAAUCGAGAUCCAUGCUUCAUCGCGCAAGAGACACUCAGGGCGUGGCAAAAGAGGAAUCACCCUUGGUUGGAGUUGUCGGACGUACAUAAGGAAACUACAGAGAACGUUCGUGUUACCGUUAUACCAUUUUACAUGGGUUACAGAGGAAAUCAGGCUACUGCCGCGCAUUGGUGGCGUUAUUGCAUCCGUCUCGAGAAUCUGGGCGAUUUGAGCGUGCAAUUACGCGAAAGGCACUGGAGAAUAUUCAGUCUUUCUGGUACGUUGGAGACCGUUCGAGGAAGAGGCGUGGUCGGUCAGGAGCCUGUGUUAUCGAAAACGUUACCGGCUUUCCAGUACAGUAGCCACGUGAGUUUACAAGCUGCGAGCGGCCAUAUGUGGGGCACGUUUAGAAUGGAAAGAGAAGAUGGAUACGCGUUCGAUUGUAGAAUACCACCGUUUUCGUUGGAGUCAAAAGUAGAAGAACCUCCUACACCGAAUAUCAGCUCAUGAUCAUCGACCGAUAGUGAUUGACGCGUGAAUCGAUUACACAUUAUUUUGAUGUACUAAAAAUUGAACAAUGUGAACGUGGGUGUAACGCGUGCGGCUUGGCUCACGGUCUCUUCGUAUCGUGACGUAAUUUACAUUGGCUGUACCACUCGAUCAUAAAUAUUAUGAGUAGAAUAUAAGCUGUGUAGUGUUUUGUACGUAGUAAAUUUACGUAGGGAACGUCUUUUUCAUACUGACUAACGUAUACUAGUAUUUUAUUCGUGCUAAAUAACGGUCAUAGGCAUACGAAUAAAAUGUAAUUGUAAAUAAUAAAUAAUCUCCUACCUGUUGUGUAA
Messenger RNA from Ceratina calcarata, 1528 nucleotides. It is a transcript of the gene POLDIP2, whose product is annotated as DNA polymerase delta interacting protein 2. The coding region runs from base 186 to 1196 and encodes 336 amino acids. Gene Ontology annotation, molecular function: DNA binding. Gene Ontology annotation, biological process: error-free translesion synthesis. The transcript is spliced from 6 exons. Gene Ontology annotation, cellular component: nucleus; mitochondrial nucleoid. The record is from RefSeq and is a predicted model, not a curated record. NCBI's taxonomy places the organism in Eukaryota, Metazoa, Arthropoda, Insecta, Hymenoptera, Apidae.